Messenger RNA from Lutra lutra (Eurasian river otter), 14682 nucleotides. It is a transcript of the gene STRBP, whose product is annotated as spermatid perinuclear RNA binding protein. The transcript is spliced from 17 exons. Bases 167 to 2113 code for a protein of 648 amino acids. Gene Ontology annotation, cellular component: precatalytic spliceosome. The record is from RefSeq and is a predicted model, not a curated record. Lineage: Eukaryota; Metazoa; Chordata; Mammalia; Carnivora; Mustelidae. Gene Ontology annotation, molecular function: double-stranded RNA binding; single-stranded RNA binding.
GUGUAUUCUAGAGAAUAAGUCUUCAAACAUCUUUGCCAUAUUGACUCCGAGUUGCCAGGGGACUCAGGCUUAUGAGGAGGUACUGUCACACAAAACAGUGUCUAGUGAAGACGACAAGAAAGUGGGGAAAGGAUUGGAAAAAGAAGCUAAAACGCUAUAGAAAACCAUGAGAUCUAUUAGAUCUUUUGCCAACGAUGAUCGCCAUGUUAUGGUGAAACAUUCAACAAUCUAUCCAUCUCCGGAGGAACUUGAAGCUGUUCAGAAUAUGGUGUCUACUGUUGAAUGUGCUCUUAAACAUGUGUCAGAUUGGCUCGAUGAAACAAAUAAAGGCACAAAACCAGAGGGUGAGACAGAAGUGAAGAAGGAUGAGGCCGUAGACACCUAUUCCAAGGAUCAAGGUGGUCGGACAUUGUGUGGUGUAAUGAGGAUUGGCCUGGUUGCAAAAGGCUUGCUGAUUAAAGAUGAUAUGGACUUGGAGCUGGUUUUAAUGUGCAAAGACAAACCCACAGAGACCCUGUUAAAUACAGUCAAAGAUAAUCUUCCUAUUCAGAUUCAGAAACUCACAGAAGAGAAAUACCAAGUGGAACAAUGUGUAGAUGAGGCUUCUAUUAUAAUUCGGAAUACAAAAGAGCCCACGCUAACUUUGAAGGUGAUACUUACUUCCCCUCUAAUUAGGGACGAAUUGGAGAAGAAGGAUGGAGAAAAGGUUGCGAUGAAAGAUCCUCCGGACUUAUUGGACAGGCAGAAAUGCCUGAACGCCUUGGCGUCUCUUCGACAUGCCAAAUGGUUUCAGGCAAGGGCAAACGGAUUAAAAUCAUGUGUAAUUGUCCUCCGCAUUCUGCGUGAUUUGUGCAACAGAGUUCCCACAUGGGCACCAUUAAAAGGAUGGCCACUAGAGCUUAUAUGUGAAAAGUCUAUAGGUACUUGUAAUAGACCUUUGGGCGCUGGGGAGGCCUUGAGACGAGUAAUGGAGUGUUUGGCAUCUGGAAUACUACUUCCUGGGGGUCCUGGUCUACAUGAUCCUUGUGAGCGAGACCCAACAGAUGCUCUCAGCUAUAUGACCGUCCAGCAAAAGGAAGAUAUUACCCACAGUGCACAGCAUGCACUCAGACUAUCAGCCUUUGGCCAGAUUUAUAAAGUGCUGGAGAUGGACCCCCUUCCAUCUAGUAAGCCUUUUCAGAAAUAUUCCUGGUCAGUUACUGAUAAAGAAGGUGCUGGGUCUUCAGCUCUGAAGAGGCCAUUUGAAGAUGGAUUAGGGGAUGAUAAAGAUCCCAAUAAGAAGAUGAAACGAAACUUACGGAAAAUUCUGGAUAGUAAAGCAAUAGACCUUAUGAACGCACUAAUGAGACUAAAUCAGAUCAGGCCUGGGCUUCAGUAUAAGCUCUUGUCUCAAUCUGGCCCCGUCCACGCCCCAGUCUUCACAAUGUCUGUAGAUGUGGAUGGUACAACAUAUGAAGCCUCAGGACCAUCCAAGAAAACAGCAAAACUUCAUGUAGCAGUGAAGGUGUUACAAGCAAUGGGAUACCCAACGGGCUUUGACGCAGAUAUUGAAUGUAUGAGUUCCGAUGAAAAAUCAGAUAAUGAAGGCAAAAAUGAAACAGUGUCUUCAAACUCAAGCAAUAAUACUGGAAAUUCUACAACUGAAACCUCCAGUACCUUAGAGGUCAGAACUCAGGGCCCUAUCCUCACAGCAAGUGGCAAAAAUCCUGUCAUGGAGCUCAAUGAAAAAAGAAGAGGUCUUAAGUAUGAACUCAUCUCGGAGACGGGUGGAAGCCAUGACAAACGCUUUGUAAUGGAGGUAGAAGUAGAUGGACAGAAAUUCAGAGGUGCAGGUCCAAAUAAGAAAGUGGCAAAGGCAAGUGCAGCUUUAGCUGCCCUGGAGAAGCUGUUUUCUGGACCCAAUGCAGCAAAUAAUAAGAAAAAGAAGAUUAUCCCUCAGGCAAAGGGUGUUGUGAAUACAGCUGUGUCUGCAGCAGUCCAAGCUGUUCGGGGCAGAGGAAGAGGAACACUAACAAGGGGAGCUUUUGUUGGGGCUACAGCUGCUCCUGGCUACAUAGCUCCAGGCUAUGGAGCACCGUAUGGUUACAGCACAGCUGCCCCUGCCUAUGGUUAAUACUUUUAAGCAGUUUUCAGCACGUUUAUCUCACUUUAUUCUCGUUCUCCUCGGACCUUCGUAGCCAUAUCACUUGUAUAAAAUAGGCUGAGAUCUAGUGACUGUAAGCUGUGGUCUCAGUAAACAAAGGUAAGCUCUUUUAUUUUCUGAUUAAAGAGAAAAAUAACUAAAAGUCAAUGAACACAACGUGCAUAUAUGACAAUCAUACAGGAUGUAUUUGAUCUCUUAGGUCUUAUGUCAUCAUAUUACCUUUAAAAUUUUUAUGAUCUAAAUGUAAAAUAGUUAUUUUCAGCGUUUGUUUUAAUACCCUUGUAAUUACUUUUUAUUCAAGAGAGACAUUUCACUUUUACGAGUUAAAUGUGUAUAUGUGUGUAGAAACUUACGAUAUUACAUGUAUGUGAAUUACACACAUGGACCUGUUUAAAUAAAAGAAUUCGGUGGUGGGAAGAGUUCACCUGAGAAGACUUUAACGUCAGGGCACUCUUUUGGCCAAAGUGCUGGAAUUUUAUAAGCCGUGAGGUUGGUAACAUUGCCCGUAGGACCCAUUUACGCGUAGCUGUUACACAAACGGAGGAUCAAAGUGCCAAUUUCUCAAGGAGAGAAAUUUUUCUGAGAAAUGAAAAUCUCUGAUCUGUGUUGUAUGCCCUAAUACAACAGCAGCAAGAAGCCAUAAAAAGAAAAAGCAAUAGAAAACAAACAAAAAAAACCAAAAUAUUAAGGUAACUAUGGAAGAAUAUGUAAUUGACUGAGUUAAGCUAUUUGUAGAACCAACUUUGGCAAGACUCAGAAUGGUAAAUACCCAGUCUGCAGAGACCAAAUAGACGGAAGGCAGUUCGUCUAUCUGUCUUUUCCAGGUUAGGCAGCUAGACGAUUGAUUUCCCACCUGACUCAGCCAUCAUGAAGUUCAUUUAAAAGAUGGGAGGGUUAGGCCAAAUAUUUUAGUAAGGGUUUGCUUCAUUUAGUGUGUCCCAUAAAUACAUUUUAUAUGUGUUAGAUGUUCUUUGCUGAGGCCAUAUUUGAUAUAUAGAGAUUAAAAUGAAUUUCAUGUUUUAUAUGUCUCUAAGUAGCAGUUUUCUUGUUAUUACUAACUUUGAAGGUUGCUGGAACAUUUUUUCCCCGUACAAAACCUGUACUAUGUCGAAUGUGGUUUUGGCAUCUGUAGAAGGUUGUAUGAGGUCUAGCUAACUAGUACUACAUACAUUCCAGUCCUUAUCGAGCAGCCGGGGUGCCCAUUAUGUGCCAGGUCCUUCUCUGGGUACUAGCGAAACAGUGUCUCUGCCCAGUGAAAACAUUUCAAGUUCGAGAGUCUCCUUGUUGGUGGAAUUGGGCCGAUUAUAAACUUCCUAGGGUGGGAGACAAAUGAUGCAUUAGCAGUGUCAAAAGAUAAUUAACUUGGCUAGUAGUUUAUAAAUUAUUUAAUAAUGUAGGCCCUCAGAUAUCACUGAACUGGCCUGGCCAUCAUUUGGAAAUUCACUCAUUUUAAAUAUUUCCCUGGCAGUUUUGAGAGCCUGAAACCAACUCUGGUUUAUGUUCAUGGCCCUCUCUCCAAGUAAGUGAAUGGAAUGAAAUGAAGAACAAAUAUUCCAGUCCUUUAAAGCAGUUUUAUAGUAUAGCAGAGACCAAAGUGGUUGCUUUAAACACUGACACCAUUUUUUCGAUGACAAGUGAGGGGAAUUUUACCCUUAUAAUCAUCAUUCAUUAUAACUUACCUGUUUGUUAGAUUUCUUUAAUAACUGCAGUGGAGGCAAAUCUUUAGUAGUGAGUUAGGGGAAUGAACUAAGAUUUGCAGAUCCGCCCCCACCCAUUCCCCCCAGCAGUUAGAUUUCUAGCAAUCUAGAGCCCGAGGAACUAGGGACAUUAGGAGCCGUUAAAGCUGCUCUGUGAAUGUGGUCCUCCGGUACCUCCCACUCAGCACUGGCCUGUGUGUCCUGGGGCGGUGGGGUUAGAGGGAGCAGGGUUAGAGGGGCAGGGUCUCUCUGAAGUCCUCAGAGCAAGAAACGUCCUGCUGUAUUUGUACUUGCAAACUAUAAGGAUCUGAUGCCAUGCAGUGACCAGAGGUUUCUCAGUGUUACUAGGAGGCCUGGAAGGGAGACAGGUAGCGAACGAGUAGCGGCCAGAGUUAAGUUACUGCCUGCUGCUGGGAUGCGGUGCAGCACGAAUGUCUCUAGCAGGAGCUUACAGAGCGCACGCUAGUACUUCUUACAUAAGAAGCUGCUCUUCCCUUCCUCAUCCCAUCUUCCAGAGAGGCGGUUUUAAGUCCAGAACCGAAGCUGAGUUAGCUAUAAGAAUAGAUCUCCUUUCCCACGUUAUCAUUUUAGGUAGGAGCUAACAGCUUCCAUUGAUACUUGACGCAGUGAUCUUUGGAGAUUUUUAAAAAAUAGCUCCGUACUGCAAAUUAGGUUAUGUAAGCUUUACAGCAUAGCUAGAAAUAGGGAGUAGAAACCAUGUGGGAAUCUGGGCCAAAGCAUUUCUCUCCCUCCAGCAAAUUCCCAUGAGGCAUGGGGAUUAGAUGAGUUAAUUCACAUAAGGUGCUUGGAAUAGUACCUGGUGCACAGUAAGUACUCAGGAAAUGUUGACAGUUCCUAUCACGGUUGGCUGAAGGGACAGAAGGUAUGUGAGGGAGGCACCAAGACUGUGCUGGCAGGUAGGGCAGAAGCCAGUGCAUGGCCUGCUCAGGGGGAGCUGCAUUGGUUCCUUGGUAUUUAUAGGUUUGGGGUGCUUCCACACUUUGAGAGAGGACCCCUGGCAUCUGGGGACUAAACAGGAAGCAUAAAGCAAACACUUAGCGGGAGAGGUAGUGUGGGGAGGUCGCUGCAGAUCCGUGCUGACUGAAAAUGCUCGCGUUUCUGUGUUGGUGGUGAAAUCACUGGCCCGUCUCCUGCCAGGGAGUUGGAAAUACCUGCUUAGGGAUGUAAGUGUGCUUAGAACUUCAAAAGGGCUGAGCUUAGAACAUCACUGGCUGAUUCCAGCUUUCUUCCCAGUGCAUUAAUAAGAAAAAGAGGUGUGUGAUUGCAGCUAGCAUGGGAAGCCAACAUCCAGAGCUCGCCAGUGUUUGGCAGGUAGAAAGCAAGUUGCUAUAAACCACAGAAAGAGGAGCCUGGGUGGCAUGCCUAGAAGGCCACGGACUUCUCUAGAAGUCAGUCUAGAAGGCCGAUGCUUCUCUGCACAGCAUUCCUGCAGCGUCUCUCUCCCAGUCCGCUUCAGCGCUUUGGAACAAAUUGGCACUCGUCACCACGUGAGGCCUCCCGGGGGUGUGAAUCUUAGAAAAAUCACGUCUGCCUGUCCAUCCAUCUCCUUCUCUUUUUGGAAAAGGAAGAUGGGUAGAUGGUCAGACGGGCGCCGUCGGUUAUACAGCUUCUGGUCUCCUUCUGUACAGGCUUUGGUUGCCCUGAGGAAGGGUGGGCAGGAGCGUGCGUCCCUGUCUGUGAGCAGGUGGUACUGAACGCUCGGUGGGGAUUACAGACGGAGUUCUCGCUCUCUUUUUUUUAGGUUGAAUUCUGUGACGCUCUAAGUUUAUAAAAACUGUGUAGACAGGGACUGAGCAUUACCUUUAAAGGCAAAUAAGACAGGCUUGCCUGAUAGUCAAGAGGGUUUUUUGUUUUUGUUUUUUUUCCUUUUAAUUGUACCAAAGGCAUUUAUUGUUUGCAAUGGUAAGUGAAAGAGGAGGGGACUCAGCAGCCCCCAGCUCCAGGGGAAACUCCAAAGACCUGCUCUCUCACUGCAGCCCCAAAGCGGAAGGCUUUUCUUGACUUAAGUAUCAAGAGAUACUCCUAUAACCAAUGUCCUGGCAGAAGCCACCGCGCGCCCCAGCUGUGGCUGUUUGGAGGAGCCACUGCCUCAAUGAGCCAAGACUGAGGGAGGCCUUUCUUUCCUUUUUUCUUUCCUCCUCUCCCCUGCCACCCCCCCCCGCCCCCCGCCUUGACCAGUCAGUUUAACUUGGUCCUUCUAAGGAGGGUCUUGGUCUUUACUUGGCAGAACUUUGCCUUUUCUGCAGACGGCGCUGCCUUUGCUGGGGUAUCGUCUGCCCAGGCAGCUGGAGGGAGGCUGGCUAGCGCGUCCCAGCCGGAGGUGUCGGCGGUACCUCCUUGGCUGCUUCUGGUCCACAGGAGGAAACGGUAGCCUGGCUGCGGAGCGGUCAUUCUCUUCGCACGGCCUCAGGGCCGGUCUCUCAGUCUUGGUCUGGUUUCACCUACCGUGAUCCUGCGGAAGGUUGGGAAGAAUGGUCUCUGCCUUACCUGUCAGCUAAAUGUUUUCAGGGAGUGAAGGCAAUAACAGCCUUCCGUUUAAGUUAUUUUGGGCUGUGGGCAGCGGCAGAUUGAAGGAACAGAAGAAAGAAAAGGAAGAAAUGCUCAAAUUGCUCUCUUGUGUGGGCCAGGCACUCAGACAUUCUUCUCCAACAAGCUUCUUGGAGGUAGGAUUCUUGUUUUACAACAGAAGAGACCGAGGCUCGGAGUUAAGCACUAGAGUUAGGAAUGAAACCCCACUGUGUGUGAUGCUAAAGCCUCGUUCCGUCACGCCACGUGCGCAGUGGGUGCCGUCUGGACCAGGGUGAGGGGAGCACUGUGUGGCCGGAAGGAGGUGUGCAGGCAGUGGGCCGGGUCGAUCGGGGCCUUCGGGGCACAGGGCCUUGAGCUCAAAGGCUCCUGUGCUGAAGCCAGGCUCUCUGACUUGAGGUUGUUCUGGACCAGAUAUCCUGGGCUUUUAGGGCUAUUUUCUGUUAGACCAAUUGGAUAAGGUUGUUUAAUAAACUGGAAAGAUAGGCUAGAAGACUAAGGUGUGGCUGCAUUUUAAACAAAGGAAGCUGUUGUACUUCAAGCUUGUUUUUUCUGUUUGAAUAUCAAUGAGCACUUGAGGUCUUUGCUUGCAUUUAGCUAAUGGUUUGUUUACUGGUAAUGGGAGUGCUUUGAAGACUUGAGCCUGGUGAGGUUUUGAGUUAUGGGGUAAAAGGAAGAGGACCCCAGGUUUGAGGGGUCCUGGGGGAGUGGCAGGGGGCAGUGGCCUGUCCUGAUCAGCAGGACUUUCCCAGUCGAGGCUUCAGGACGGGCUGCCAGCCUGAAGGUAGCAGGCAGGCCCCCUGCCCCAACCCCAGUUGGGCCGUGAUUGGUGAUCCCCACUGGGGUGGCUUGGAGGUCUUGUGAGCCACGCUGCCGCCCUUGUCCCUUCUCCCAUUGCUACACACCUGGCUGCUGGCUCCUUUGCUGAUGAUGGCCACUUGGGUCUCUGCCUGGGGAUGGAGACCGAAUCCUCUCCGGGGCAGAACAGUUCUCCCUCACCACAGGGCACGGUCCUUGGCAGUAGGCCGUUUCUCCGUGCCAUCUGCCAGGAUGCUGGAGGGGGGCAGGAAGAAGGAACGGUUUUAAACCCCGCUUGCCCGAGUUCCAGAAUAGUGACUUGUGUGUGAGCGGGGUGAGCACCUGUCCCAACGCUCCCUUAGUUCUCUCCCAGGGGCCGCUCCGGCGCCGCCGCGGCGUGUGCUUCGUUUCCACGGUGCGGGCCAGGACGCAGAAGCCCACAGCCUCGCCAAGCCCCCCAGCUUGUUUGUGGCCAAACACUGUGGCUCCUAAUAAGUGAGUUUUUAACCACACAGAAGAAAUAACAUGUCUUCCACUGUUUUGGGAGUAAACAGAAGCCCUUUCUUAGAGAUGAGAUUUAAAUUACACCCCAACUGUGGGACCCAGAAAUGAUCUCCUUUUGCAGAUGAGGAAAUGGAGGCUCAGCCACAAUGACCUGCCCCAAAUUACACAGCCCUGCCACCGGCUCAGCUCGGCCCCCCGGCCUGAUAGCACUCACCGUGUGCAGUACUGGUGGUUUGUGACCCUGCGGGGCACUGCUGCCCGCCCCGUUUUCCAAACCGCCGGGCUGCCGGUUCCCCUCGGCGCUGUGAUGCAUUCCCCGGGCCUCCCUUCCAGCUCCUGGAGUAGAUCCCUUGUGGUUGGAAACAAAAUAAGCAGAAACCUACGCUCCCUCUCCUUCCCUUACCCCCUGCCAUGUGGGGAGAAAAGGAUCCCGACUUCAGGCUUUCUGGUCUGGUUCCUUUGGAGAACUGUUCGUGAACUCGCCCCGGGCCGGGGGACGGACAGGUUAGCCUCAGCUCCAUCUGUUUCCGCACCAUCUUUUUUGCUCCGUAACCGGACUCUGCCACCAUGUGCAAGUCAGCGAUGGCUGUUGGAGACCCCCAGGGGCCGGUGAGGGGGCGCAGGGUGCAGUUAGGGUUGUACUUUGUGUAUUCAGCUUCACCGGCAUUUUGGCUGUCAUCUGUCCCUGCCCAGGCCUUCAGUGUGUGCUCCUGACCAAAGGGGUCACCCUCACAGUGACACGUACCUGAGUGCUCAGAUGCUGGGAUCUUGUCGGACCCAUCCAUUAUGGAGACGGUCUCAGAAGUUGCUCAGCUUUCUAACACCCCUCAUGUCCCUAGAGGCUACAUAAGGAAAAUAUUGUGGGCAUCCUGGAUGUGAGAAACCUCUGGAAGGUGGCACCUGGGGAACUCUGGAAAGCUGAAAGCCCCUCAAAAAGAGAUUCACUGAGGUUGAGGAAGGGGAGGACUUAUCCCUUAGCUAUUUCAAAGGGUUCUCUUUACUUGUAUGUGGCUCUAGAAGGGUAAGGAUGGUUAUAGAAAGCCGGUUGGGCAUUUUGGGCUAACAUGUGCUUCCCAUGAUGACAGGGCUGCCCUGGGAGAUUAGGUAUGGUGAGAAAUGGGGCCCAUGGUACCAGGAACGUUUAAGCAAGCUGUUGGCAUAGUGCAGAGGAAUUCCUUCCAUGGGAUAUCAGGUUUGGAAGGAUGCUGAUAUCUGAUGCAUAUGGGGACACUGUUGAGAGCACUUCUCCCCUCUUGGACACAUGGAGUCGUUGAGAAAUCUUCACUGUCACCUGCUGCUGCUUACCAGGCUCUGCGGUGGGGCAGAAGGAACAGCUGGAGAGAACGGGAGGGUUUCCGGCUUAGACAGCAGAGUAGGUGAGCCUGUUGCCCGAGAGGAGUACACGGGAAGAGAGAGGCGUUGCCCGGGCGUCUGACAGGUCAGCGCCGUCUUCUGUGGUUGGCAAAAACUCUGGCGGGCCUUCCGCUCAGUGCAGGAGCCAGGCCUGUGAGGGCUGAGGACCUGAGCGGCUCUGACUGGAGUGCCAAAGUCUUCCCCCCGAGACGGCCACCCGAGCUGGGUGGGAGGCUGCCAGGAGGGUCGUGAGGAGAGCUUUGAAGAAAGGGCUGGUGUGGCAGCGGGGGGCUGGCGGGGGGGGGGGGUGGCGGCACGUGGUGCGCGCGGAAAGGGCGUGGCCUGGAGCAGCGUGAAGUUACUCCCUCCCGGGAACUGGGACGGUCAGAAGGGUGGUGACCGAUGGUCAGAAGGGUGGUGACCGAUGGGACGUGUAAUUUGGAGUCAGUUGAGGGAAGGCCCUGGGUACUGUGCCCUUCAGUGAUCAUCCUCUUCUAAAAUGGUCAGAGUAUUCUGGAGGGUUGAUUUGGACAGUUGGAUGGGGAAGGACCGGAGGUGGGAGGCAGAGGCCGCCACAGAUGCAACAAUGGGGUCUCUUCACAGGCCGGGCUCUUCGCCCCAACUGAGUGGGAGGAUGGAUGUGGUGGCACCCAGGAGGGGGCCAGGGAACCACAGUGUCCUAAGGGUAGUGUGGGGGGGGGCACUGCCCAAGCACUUCUCCUGGGCCUCUCUUCAGUAGGUCACCGAGAGGACAGUGGUACUGGGGCCAAGAUGGGGAAGGUGGGGGAGGGAGGAAGGUGCUGGCAGGGCAGGGAGUUGACAGGAGAGGGGUGGCAGUGUGGCAAAAGCCCUCUCCUUUGGGCUGGGGAGGGGGAGUUCGGUGGGGCCCAGUCCUCGCUGGCGUGAGGGGUGAGGCCUCCUGUGCUCUCUGGCAGUAGACAGGGUUGCAGCCCGGCCAGUCAGCAUCUUACCCUUUCCCCAAGCGUUCCCACACGUCUGCCCUGCUGGGUUCGCCAGUCAAAGGGAGUCCCAAGUACUGGGUGUUCAUUCGUGCAGAGGCCUUCUGUUUUGUGUGUGUUUUUUAAAGCAAUGUUUUGGUUUCUUUACCUGGGCAAGGUCUGGAGCUUGGAUUCUUGGACGCUGAGUCUGGAUUUAGCAUCUCUGGAACACGGUCUGUAGCUGGUGGGAAGUCGCUGACUGGCUUUACAGAGGACUUUAACGAGGGGAAGAACAGCACGAUGACUUUGGUGUCUGCUCAGGCCUGCCACCUGGGGCUCAUCCCGGACAGUGGCACGCAGGGCCGCGGCGUCAGGGUGGCUCUCUGCACCUGUUACUUCUGUAGCUCUGCUGGGGAUUAAGGUUAAAGAGGCAGCUACAGUUUUGAACCUUCAGGGCAGAGCUAUGAAAGGUUACAGGUGCUCUGAGACACGGAUCCCUGCAGCCUUUGGGGUGGCCAGAACCCCAGGGCCCAGUGUCUCUUAACUACAAGCGGCCUUGCUUUCUGUCCCAGCAGGCCACCUUAGUGUCACCUGUGUGCACCCUAAUGAGGAAGGCUGUGGGAGCACUGCCUUAGUCCUGUCGUUGGCGGACUCUGGAAAGGGACAGACAGUCUUUCGGGCUCCACGGACGACUCAAGACUCACGGCUAAUCAGCCAGGCUGUGGGGGCACAGGCGCAGCCAGAGACGGUGCUGAACACAGCGCAGCUGCGACCCCACCAACUGUACUUAAACAAACCAACGCUCAACAGGUAGUGGGCCGUGUUUUGCCAACCUGUCUUAGACUGUAGAGACUGCUCACCCCUUGGCUUAUUGAAUAACAUGAUUGGAAACGUCCUUCCUUCCGCUGCCUGGCCCAUCCACGUUCCCACCAGGGCUUCCUGAGAGCGUCUGUCCUGUGUGAGCGCUGAGGAGGAAGGUGCAGUCCUGGCCCGUAAGGAUCACAGGUUUUGAGUGAGUGUGUCGGUGGCGGGGGCGGGGGGCUGCAUUGACAGGUGAGAGCUAAAUACAGAGCAGAAUGGUGCUCAGGGAAGUCCAAGGUGACCGGGGCCCCGAGGAGAGAAGGGCUAAGGGUGAAUCAGGAGAGCCGUAGGAAGGAAGCUGCUCUGGAGAGGAGAGGGUGUGUGUGUGGAACACCAGGAACCGCGCCGUCAGGCGGGCACAUGGGGCCCAGCCUGGGAAGGGCCCUGAGUGCCGGGCCGAAGAGCAUGGGACCUCAUUCUCCGGGCGCUCGGGAGCCAGGGAGAGGUUGUGUGCAAGAUGGUAAACUCAUCACAGAUGCAUUUUAGAUCCAGCACUCUCGUCGUGGAAGACCAGAUCUGUGGUUACAAAUGGUAUCUGUAUUUCGUCUGGGCUUUUUGGGCAAGAACUUGGUUAGAGUUGGUAAGUUGGAAUGAGAGGACAAGAGAGUUGGUCUUUCUGGCCAUUGGCUUUAGGGGGCAGGGAGUCCCCCCACUUUGGGCAGGGCUUGAUAAAAUCCUCCACAUCCAGGCUCUUGCUGUCCUAAAGACCAUUGACCAGGGCAAGACAAAUUGAACAUUCGGUCUUAAGCCAGAGUUAGAGUUUGGCCUGGGGCCUUGGUGUGAGGGUAAAAGUGAGCUCCCUCCCUCUCCAGAAUUGAGUUCAGGGCAGGAGGGCUUCCAGGCAGGACUCACUUCCGUCUGCAUGCAGCCAGCCCACAGGACGGUCGGGACUCUCAAGAAGCCUACACACUCUUGAGGCAGGAGGUGUGUGUGUGUCACAGGCUAAAGCCAGCCCUGCUGGGUGUAUCACAGCCUGCCUGAGGCCAGGCCUUCCACUGGGUAUGGGGGACAGUGAGGUGAGUCACUCAUGGUGCCUGCCCCAAGGUGCUCGAUGUAGUUGGGGCAAUGAAAACAACUAUAAAUGUAUAUAGUGCUUUCUGCUUUCCAGAUCGCCUCCCCCCCCCGAAGUUUCUGGGCAGGGGAAGGGAGCUGCUGUAGUGGAGCAUCGGAGAGGUGCUAAGUCCGGGGGCUGGAAGCCGCCCUCAUUCUCCUUCGGGGAGGAGGGGGCUGCGUGCUUCCCGCGCAGUGACAGGAGCUGCCGUGGCAGGGCCCGAUCUGAGUGCCUGCACACAUGCCCUCCCCGGGCCCCCAGCAGGCCUGUGGCAGUAGGUGAGGCUCCCCCGCAGCUGCAGGUGCUUUGCACGUGGUCUGCCCGCACCCUGGUCCUCUGGAGCCCCAGACUGGAGGUGAGGGGUUGGGUGCUACCCUGGGCAGGUGGUGCUAGGAAACCGCUGGAAACCUAGAACACUGCAUGCUGUCUGGAGUGAAGCUUUGUCUUGUCAGUGCUGGGAACCAGGGGAAGGUUUUGGAAGGAAGUUAUGGUCAAAGCUGUGCUUCCAAGGCCUGUUGGGAGGCCGGCUUGGGGUUUGUCAGGCUCCCUUUCGUGGAGGUUGUUGCCUUUUAGACUUUGGACCCUGGUCUCAUCUCUUUUGGGGGCUUGGGGGCGGGGGCGAUCGUGUUCUGAUAGUAGGUGGGUAACUUUUCUGAGGAGCAGAAAAUGCUUUUUCCAGAAGCACUUCUGGGCUCAUGGAAGGGAAAGGACAAAAGUGGGCCUGGCUGUGAUGCCAGGUGUUGGCCUUUCCUCAGGCAGCUCAGGCCUCAGAGGGAGGCUCGUGUCAGUCAGGCACCACAGUCCCCUCUGGAGCUGGAGCCUGGCCCAGGCGCUUGCCCUCUCCUGGGCAGGCUUGAUGCCAUUUUCCUGCUUAGGGCCACAGAUGGUCAGAAGGCUCUUCUUCUUCUUUUGGACUCUAACCUAAAUAUUUCCGCUGUUCUGUAAAGUCAGAUUUUUGUUGUUGCUCAUGGAAAUUUGGGGUGGGACAGAUAGGAGUUUUAGAUCACUCAGAAGACCCUUAAAGAGGUCCGUUCUCCACACGUGACUUCUUCAGCGUCCAGCCUUUUCCUCCGUCUUCUCUGGGCUGAGCACUGCUCCCCACCUCCGGCUCGGGAGUUUGGUGUGUCAGGGGCGAGACACGUUGCUCCAGGCGGGCUCCUUCUGUGAUACGUGUCACUGGGUUGGCCUCGCGGAGUACAGCGUCUGUGGCACUGAGCCCUGGGGUCCUGAGGACACCCACACGAGCUGUAACUGGAAUUUCGCCGGGCAAGCCGAUUCCCCAAAUACCUCUUCUCUCCCCUGUCGUGUCAGAAGUGCCGCCAUUAGAUGCGUCCCUUUCCCUGACCAGGACAGGGUCUCACGCUCAGACCAGCCCUGGGCAGUCAGGCGGGGUUCACACUGCACCCCUCCUUCGUCGAGGGAGCACUCAGAGCUCACUGGCUGCAGUGGUUUCUCAGCGGCGGGGCCAGUCAUUUCUUGCUCCCGUUCUCGGAGACGAAGCUCUCUAGACAGCCUGUGUCCAGAAACCCAGCUGGGGAGACUGAUGACAGGCAACCUCAGGGCCCCCGAGUCCGGGGCCUUCUUUCUGGCACCUCCCAGGAAUCGCAGGUGGCGCUGGCUGGCAGUGUGCGGUCUCCCGCCCUCAGAUGCACUUCCUUCCCGGGGGCGUACGGAAGCAAAGUGAAUGCGGACUUGAGGUGGGCGUCCUCUGCCCCCCACCCCCCGGCUUCGGGUGAGUUUCUAGUGAGGCUCGAGCCACCGUUGUCGGGCAGGUCUCCUCUGCUUCAGCCCCGGCGGGGCUCGCCUUGCAUACAGAGCCCGAAGUGUCUCUGAGCUCAGGCCUUUCCCGCCAGGCGCGGUCUGCUGGCCUGAGUGGCCGGUGGGGCCCCAGCCACACCUUCGAGAGGACGGGACAGGACAGGGAGGACGGGCUCUGUCCUAAUUAGGGUGAGGGCACUUCGGAGCAGUGAGGCUGAUGGGCCCGGCUCAGCCUGUUUGCUCCACAGCCCCACACGCUGGUCUGCGCGCCGCGUAGCAUUCGCGGAGGGGCCUGUUGGACUCGUUACCACUCCAAGCAGAGUAGGAAGGGUAGCCUGGUCUGGGGAGGAAGCGGCCAGUUCCAGACCGAGGCCCAGGCCUGUUCGAGAAGGGGCUUCCCUCACGCAGGAGUAGGGGGGCCCUGCUCAGCCUCAGCCCGGGGUGGGGAACGCAGGAGGCACGGAGAAGGCCGAGUGUAGCUGUGGGUAGAAAACUUCUCUUUUCCCACUGCACGGUUACACACAUGACAUUGGACUCCUGGCUGUAGCUUACGGUCACUCUAGUCUGGUGAUGGCCAAGGUAGUUUUUAGAUAUCAAUUUAAAAUACCUAUUUACUGUUUUUUCUGAAUACGCAAGUGUAAAUAGUAUAAUUUGCAGUGCAAAGUUCUUGGCAAUAACUUUAUGUUGUAUAUUAUGUUGAAAAACAUUGGCAAACGCGGCCGCCACGGAUUGUCCUUCCCCUCUGGGGCAAUGAUGACAUGUAGGACUCUGAACUUUAAACCUGCGGCGUGGUUGAAGCAGCAGCCUGCAUGUGUGGACUGUCACCAGUGCCUCGCCCAGAGACGCCUGGCCUUCAUCCAAAGGGACUCUCUGCCACCCCAGCGCCCACACUGUGGCUCCUCGCACUGACUGUCGGACUCUGCCGUAGACUCCCCCUCUGUCCUGCCGCUGCGGUGCGUCUGUAAUGCCCUGACAUGUUGCAUUCUCUCCACUUGGAUGAAUACAAAUAAAAGCUUCUGUCUUAAAGCCGCC